CAUGAGGAAUCUUUCUGGAAGGUCAUGGCAUCAUCUCUCCUGGUUUUAGCAGAGUACAAAACAUGGAUUAUUAGGAGCUGAUCCAUCACGAACAGACUGGAUAAGGAGCAUCGUCCACAGAAGUUGGUGUGUGAUUCGGGUGGAGGAUGAGGUCCUCUCUGGUGGUGUCUGGUGGAGAUAAGGGUCUGCGGGCACGACUUGGACGAAUGAGGCAACUGCUGUGCCAGACUGGGCAUCAUGUGGAUGUGCAGAUGGACGAGGAGCCUGGCGUUUGGCUCAGGAGCUUCCAUCUGCUGGACCUUGAGGAAUGCAGUGAGGACCCGGUGCAGGAGUGGGGAGAGGAGGUGGAAGACGGUGCCAUUUAUGGGGUCACUCUUCACCGAGAACCUAUCCAGCCCCCACCUGAUGCUGCUGAGAACUCUUCUGCCUUCGGCUUCAUGCAGUACCGCACACUGAAGGUCCGCAGGCUUAAAGCAGCCACUCUGGAGCGUCUUGUCACAGAAUUGGUGAACCCGGAGUGCCCUGACCCAGACUACAUGCAAAUAUUCCUCUCCACCUACAGAGCCUUUACCUGCACAAAUGCUUUCAUAGAACUCCUGUUUCAAAGAGAGGACAUGGUCACCAAUCUGGACAACAGUGUCUGUUUUAGUAGUUCUAUGCCAUGUCUGAUCCGGCUGUGGUUAGACGAGUAUCAAGAGGACCUUCGGGACUCUCCAGAUCACCAGGCUCUUCGGCUGCUCUGUGCUCAUCUGCAUCAUCGCCUUUGUUUCAGAUGUCUGGUUCAUCAAGCCGAUGCUCUUCUCAGAAAAUUUCAGACUGAAGGUACAUCAGCAGAAGCCAGCACAGCUGCUGUAGAGAAUCGGGCAACUGAAGACAUCACGGACAGACAGGACAUAGAAGAGAUGGGGGAUGUACUGGGCUUCCCUGCACGAGACAUUGCUGAGCAGCUCACGCUCUUAGAUGCUGAACUCUUUGUCAAAGUGGUUCCUUUUCACUGCCUUGGCUGCAUUUGGUCUCAAAGGGACAAGAAAGAGAAUCGGAAUCUAGCACCCACGGUUCGUGCCACCAUUGCCCAGUUCAAUGCCGUCACUAACUGCGUUAUCACCUCUCUGCUGUGCCCUUCUUCCACAUCCCCUCCCGGUUCCCCAUCCUGCACUCGUAGCGGCCCUACACACAGGGCAAAGAUUAUUGAGAAGUGGAUCUCUGUAGCUCAGGAGUGCCGUCAGUUGAGAAACUUCUCCUCUCUGAGAGCCAUCUUAUCUGCUCUUCAGUGCAAUGCUGUUUACCGGCUAAAGAAAACCUGGGCGGCAAUCAGCAGGGAGAGUAUGGCUGCCUUCGAUCUCCUGUGCGACACAUUUCCUGAUGAGAACUGUGUGCUGGUCAAUCGAGAGAUACUUGUAGAGGAAGCAAACCAGGCAGCUGAUGUAGACACUCACACCGCUUCUAAGUCUCCCAGACUCAGUCCUACAUCUAAGCACAUGACCCCCUCCAGUGGUGAGGUGCCGUACCUGGGCACUUAUCUGACCGUUCUCACCAUGUUGGACACAGCACUACGUGACAAUGUAGAGGGGGGUCUCAUCAACUUUGAGAAGCGCAGAAAAAUAACCAGUCAGGACAAGACAGCUCAGGUGAUUCAGAGAGCUCUGGAGAAACACAACUUGGAGGAGAUGAACUGCCAAGACUUUAGUCUCACACAAGUGGUUUCUAAUGACAAAGAGUUGCUGAUUCCAGACAAAGCCAACGUGUUCUAUGCCAUGUGCACCACUGCCAACUUUGACUUUGUGCUUCGCCAGCGUUACAAAAAUCUCAGCAGAGCGCCUGGAUCAUCCUGGAGUCCCGGAGCAGUUCUGAGGUCCCGCAAGUAACAGCACCGUGAUGACAACCCACAACAUGGUGGUAUAAUACAGGAAAACUUGUUUUAAAAGUGAACAAAGACUAUAUAACCACAUGGACAACUGUGAUGAGCUGGUGACUACUGGAUGUCAAAGCUCUGAUACAUUUAAAAACAGACUGAUGGAUGCAUCAUUGAGCUCCGAAACACACUGGAGUCACAAUUUAUGACAUCAUCUCACCCCGUAAUGUAGCAAGGAAACUGUAGCUUUCUACAGCUGCCACAACGACAGUUCUGAUUUAAAACCAGUUAAAACUGGAGGAAAAAAGACUCCGAGGAUCUGAAAUGAAGACCUAGGGAAGUUGCAAUAAAUGGCCACAUCUACUGCCAGUUUAUUCAGAGGUUUUGCUUUGAAAUGAGAGGUCACGCAUGUGAUACCUGAGUUUUACUGAGAAACAUUUGUUUGUAUUUGGAUGAACACAUUUGUUUUAAAUAUGACCUACAAAUACAAGCUUUUAUGUAGCUAAUAUUCAGCGAUAGGUAAAAAGUGAAUAGAAAUGUAUAUUUAUGUUUUCUAA
Sinocyclocheilus grahami is the source of this 2409-nucleotide messenger RNA. RefSeq names its product ral guanine nucleotide dissociation stimulator-like 1. Gene Ontology annotation, biological process: Ras protein signal transduction. Gene Ontology annotation, molecular function: guanyl-nucleotide exchange factor activity. The record is from RefSeq and is a predicted model, not a curated record. NCBI's taxonomy places the organism in Eukaryota, Metazoa, Chordata, Actinopteri, Cypriniformes, Cyprinidae. Gene Ontology annotation, cellular component: plasma membrane. The transcript has 14 exons. The coding region runs from base 147 to 1865 and encodes 572 amino acids.